Lytechinus variegatus (green sea urchin) is the source of this 8441-nucleotide messenger RNA. Its product is annotated as forkhead transcription factor N2/3. Gene Ontology annotation, cellular component: nucleus. The record is from RefSeq and is a predicted model, not a curated record. Bases 736 to 2340 code for a protein of 534 amino acids. NCBI's taxonomy places the organism in Eukaryota, Metazoa, Echinodermata, Echinoidea, Temnopleuroida, Toxopneustidae. The transcript has 9 exons. Gene Ontology annotation, biological process: regulation of DNA-templated transcription. Gene Ontology annotation, molecular function: cis-regulatory region sequence-specific DNA binding; DNA-binding transcription factor activity.
UUCCUUCAACUUUAAAUACCUUCUUAUUGCUCUUGCUAUUUUAGUGUUUCCUCUUGUAGUUUUGACCUGCCUUAGAACAAAGACAUGUGGAAAAUGUGCCUGCAUGAGGAAGAUAAGAUUCAUAAAUCUGUUGGCUUGCACUUGCAGUCCCAUGGUUUUGUAGGGUACAGCGUGUGUGUGUCCCAGAUGUGAAACCAGCUGCUCUGUCCAAUCACAGAGCCCGAUACAUAAACCUCUUGCCAGAGAGCAGGAGUUGGAUGUGUUAUGACUCACAUUGAAAGCUUAAUGCUGCUGGUACUCUUUUUUCCGUUGCCCGUCGGAUCUACUACUCUGACUGCAGGCAGUACUACGUAUGCACCGGGCACCGUCGUCCGAUCCCUGCUUUCCUAAGCCGCUAGCCAACACUGGAGGGGCCGUCCCCAUGCAUGCGUCGUCGCCACUUUAGCCGUCUUCCGUUUCUCUUUCCCUCUAUCGCGCGUCCUUUGCCUAUAGAGAGGAUAUCAUUCAUUGUCUGCUUUACGAGUGCUGAGUCAAACUGUAUAUGUUGUACGCGACUUCUACGAAGGAUAUAUUUAUGCCUGCGCAUGGCAGCAUUUGAGUGUGUUUUGUUUUCUUUAUUUUUUCCCAUUCUGGAUUUUUACUAAGGAAUACUUUCACUAUUUUCUGGAUUCUUGUAAAAACUUCUGAAGCCAUCAAUCAUGGUUCACACUAAUACAGUGGUGGUGACCAGCCACCAUGCCUCCUAAUCGCAAGCCAGAAGACACUCUCUUGAAGAAACCCCUCACGCUGGGUCUCAGCCAAAGUUUCCCCAGUUCUGCAUUAUCGACUGCACUGAAACAAGUCAAAAUCGAGAUGGAGGAUACAGAUUUGCCCGACCUGAGCAGCAGUUGCUUUGGAGCCAUUCGAAUGGACAAGGGCCCUUUGGACGACGAUGAACUAAAGCCCCUCGGGUGGUUGCACACCACGAAUGUUCUUAAAGACAUCAAUUUGGACGAUGACGAUGAUGACGAUGAGUCGUACUCAAAGGAAAACGACGUUGGUAGCAAUACGUAUAAUGGUUAUGGAUACCAGGACGAUCCUAUGGACCCACAUCGACAUAUUAACAGCAAACCUCCUUUUUCCUUCAGCUGCCUCAUAUUUAUGUCGAUAGAGGACUGCCCUCUAAAGCGUCUUCCCGUCAAGGAAAUCUACAGGUACAUUCAGGACCACUUUCCAUACUUCCGCACGGCGCCUACGGGCUGGAAGAACUCGGUGCGACACAAUCUCUCUCUCAACAAGUGCUUCCGAAAAGUCGACAAAAUCAAGGGACAAUCAUUAGGUAAAGGUUCAUUAUGGUGUGUGGAUCCCGACUAUAGGCCCAACCUUCUUCAGGCUCUGAGAAAGACACCGUACCAUCCUUACCAUCAUGUCCUGCCGUACUCGCCCUAUGGUUUCUCAGGAGGACCCCUCUCCAACAUCUCAAGCAAUCAAAACAGGCUUUCUACAGUUCUCUCAGCUUACAAUGGAGUUCCCAUUCCAGCUCACAUAGCAUUGGUAGAGAGACUUCUCAACAGCCAACCGACUCAUAACCAGUCUCAUCAAAAUGGUCUCGAUCUCGAAUCUGAGGUUGACGCUGCAGCUACCAUGAUGAUGUUCAGAACUCCUCCAGACAGGAGACUUGCUGAACAUGACAGACUAAAGAGGGAGUCCUACCCAGGGGCAGGACCGUUGGCCAAUCAGAACCUCUUUAUCAUGGGCGGACUAGCUCCGAUGCAAGCCAGACCAGAGCAGCCUCACUGGAGACCCACACUUAACGACCUCGCAGAGACGGCACUCAACGAGCUCGGAGACAAUGGAGUGAGUAGAGUGGCAGUGACACCAGAGAACCGAGAGAUGUUGAAGGCCAAGUGUACCCCUUCACCAGACGGUAUGGACCACACCUACAGCCUGAGUUCGUCCAUCAAGAUACAGGCCGAUCAUGGCUACUCCUCGGAUCCUGGUGAUGUAGAGAUGAGCGAUUUCAGUGACGAGAGCUUCGAGGAAGAAUCAGACAUGGAGCAGGAAUCGAGGAGGCUUGGCGAUAGUGGUGUCCACUUCCAUCUUGAGGAAGGCAAACGAGUUGACGAAAAAGGAGCCCCAUUGCCACUCAAGAAGCGUCCUCCCCGGAUGACAGAAGAAGACAAGAGACUCGCCGAUGCCCUCCUGAUCCUGUCUGGUAUCGGUGCAGAGCCGAUGCCCGCUAAGGAAGCAGCUAGUCCCAGCGCAGAAGCAAGUCCAGGUCCAGAGGCUAGUCCAGGUCCAGGUGAAAGUACAUGUCCAGAUGCCAUGGUGACGGAAGAAGUCCUGGAAGCCUCAAGGUAGUGAAGCCUGAAUUGCACGGUGAUGCGAUGUCAUGAAGACAAUCAAAAGACUAUGACAAAGAUGAACAAUAACAUAGUGAUUAUGUUGAGUGGAAAAUGCCGGGAUAAAAACUUUUUAAGCGAUUGGUAUUGGUUAUUUCCAAGGCCAACCUAUCGACUUUUCUUAAUUGUUUUGUGUUUACAUGGAGAGCUAUCACCUGUUCAGCGAAUGAAGAAGUCGCAGAUCCAAGAUGUUUGGAAUAUCUUCUAAGGAUUUGUAUUUUGUCUGUAGGUGUGUAGGAAACUCUUGUUGGAAUGCUCCCCAGGGAGUGGAGGAAGUGCAUACCUUGUGUGCAGGCAAGCCAGAAUCUGAUGAUCGGGAUAAUAAUAAAUAUGUAAAGCGCUUAAGAGACAUUGUGUCAGUGUAUUAAGUGCUAUGUAAGAGCAGAAUAUUUUUCCUAGUAUCUGAGCAGUGGAGAGACAUUCAUAGGAAAAUGUGAACCAUUUUUUGUUGGUGUGGAAAAUUCAUCAGUGGUGUGCGGCUUUCUGGCAAAAAAAAAAGAUAAAUACCAUUGGAAGGAAGCAGAUGGAUUUGAUUUUCCUUGUACUUUGUUGUGAUGAGGGGAAUUUUGAAAAAGAUUGUUUUCGGUACAACUCAAGAAUAAAGAAUAACGCAUCUCAAAUGAGAAAUUUUUAACCUGAGACUGUAGAGCACGUUGAAAGAGCUUUUUUGUGCAAUCACGUUGUAUAGUUUACUUUCAUUUUCGUUUGCAAAUGAAACCAUUUUUGUGCCCAUUGCGUAUAGAGGAUGAAAAGGGGGGUUUCAUGUGAAGCCUCUUGUCAGUGAAUUUCACUAACAAAUUUGCUCUGAGCCAAUAUAAAGCAAGUAUUUCAGUAGCUUAUAACAAUAGUUGAAUUGACUAUUUAUUUUAUGAAAUCCUCCAGAGACAAGAUUGGGCUUGCUUUUAUAAUGACAAAUUCUCUUUCUUAGAUAUUCCUAAAAGAUAGGAAAAAAUUGGAGGAAAAGAGGUAGUUACAAAUUCCCGCUGAGGUAUUUUUUUAAAAGAUGUAGUUCAAGAAGAAUGCUAUGCCACUCUGUUAUACUUUGAUUAGUGUAACCCCUGCAUAAAAAUUACAAGACAAAUUAUUACAAGAAUUAUAAUAGAUAACUAGUUUAUCAAGCAAAUUCUUAACAUACACUGUAAGUGAAAAAUGAAUAAUUUUUUUUAAUUUGGUAUAUGCCAACAAGGAAGAGAAACCUCAACAAAUGAUUUUUGUCUCCCUUUUGACAACUUAAAACAAACUGCAUGGUUUAAUAGGAGAAAAUGUACUUUCAUUUAAUUUGAAAGACAUCAUUCGGUUCCAUUUUCAUUAAUUUAAUAUAAAUCAAUAGCUUAAGUUUCAGAAAGCUAAUGAUUACAUGGUAUAUGAAAGGUUGGAUUUUUUUUUUCUGCUGCAAAGUUAAUGGUUUUGAGCAAGGUGUAUAUACAUAGAAACAUUUGCCGUAGAAAGAACUUCGUAUAUAGACUGUAGAUGUAGGUAGUUUAGUCAUAUCUCAAUAAUAGUACAUAAAUUGUUUUAAUUUCUUAUUUCUCGCAUUAGUUUGUUAGAAAAAGUUGUGAGCAUUGGACAAGUGCUUCCAUCUUGUAAAUACCCGUGUUUGCUUUGAAAGCAUAGAUGAGGGAUUUGUGUGUAAAUAUGUUGUAAAAAUAUACAAUUAUGUCUGAAAGAUUUUAGUACUUUGUUGUAAGGGAAAAAGAAAGCUGUAGGAGAAGGGUUAAAGGUCAUGCAUUAGAUGCUCUUGUUAGGUCAAAGGUCAUAUGUCAGAUGCCGCAAAUGCUGCACACCAUUCGAUGAUAACAGAUAAAUGAAAGACUUAAAUUUGCCGAGUUCUUGUUUUUACAUACUUUUAAUGUCAUAUGAAUUGAUUAAGGUGAUUACAAGGAUUUUUUAAAUACUUAAUAAGGCGUUUGCUCUUAGGAAUGUAUUUUUCUUAAAAGAAUGUUAAUUUAAACACAUUUGAAAACAUCUCAGCUGGAUUGAUUAAGAACAGGUUAUUUAAUGUUAUAAAAUACACUACUUCAUACUUUUUGAGAGUAACAAACAAAUGGUAGUGCCAAAAAUCAUUGCCAAUAUGAUCACUAUUUGAAUUAGAUCAAAAUGAAAUUUUAUCUCUUUUCCAGGAGGUCUUAAUUUCUGUUGAGUCUUGGUCCGCAACGGUAAGGAAACCAAAGAGAAAUGUCAUGGUAGUAAUCUGAUCAGAAAUGAUUUACUUGUGGAAAUACAACUGAUAUGAUAUAGGUAUUGAAUUGGUGAUAAUUGUCAUCGAAAGGGAACAAAUAUGUUUUUGUUGUAGUCAUCAGUAUCAUUUUCAAUGCAACAUGAAAUGCAGCUCGAUGAAAAAUAUUUCAAGUGCAAAUAGUGUGAACAAGUAGAUAAAAGUUUUCCAAUUUUUUUGAACAAUUGCUGAAAUGUGGAGCUUUAGAACAACAAACACGUGCGGUGCUAGUCGUGAUAUACUUCCCAAUGUAGGAUUAAUGUAGUGUUUUUUGUUAUUUUCAUUUUUUUUUAAGAGUAAUACAUGAUGGGAAUGGUGCAUUUCUUGGUUUUCCUAGUUUAAAAAUAUGGUGCUGGGUUAUGAAUAUCAAGCAGUUUAAUAAACAUCAGGUGAACAUUUUAGUGCUGAUUUGACAUUUACAGUAAAACAAAUUAUUUGCCGUUUAGUGGGUAAUUUCUUUUUUGUAAGAUUUUAUUGCAGUUGUUAUUGUAAGAUAAGAGCAUGGAUGUCCUUAUGAAUAGAAAAAAUUGCAAGAUUUUUGUGACAGUACUAAAACUGGAAGGAUGAUCAGCUUAUGAGGUGGCUCACUAUAUUACAUAAAUUCAAAGUUUUGAAUCCUUUUUAUAUUUUGUGACAUUUUUUUUCCAGGUCUUGUUUUGAUAAUCAUGGUCAUAUACACUCAAAGUUUAUUGGCAACAUUAUCAUUGAGAAACGAUAACGUACUAAUUGUCUCUAAAUUUCCAUCAUUUUGGAAUAUUCUAUGAUGUUUAAUGAGCUAAUAAUAGAACAAAUCCAGAGUUUGGUUAUAAAACUAAACUAGGCAUUAUCAUGCUUUAGAAUUUUCAGCGAACACAUUACUGUAUUUAUGAAUCAUUCGAGUAUGUUCACCGUGCUACUAAUGUACAUGAACUAUUUGUUAUAUGUACAUAGAGUCUUCCCUACCGCCAGUAUUCAGAACUGAAAUUUGCUUUCUUUUGUACAAAUGAAGCAAAGUUAAACAAAAUUAUGAACAAAUUAUCCGAAACGAUCUUGGCCCUGAGCUGAAAUUGAGAUAUUUAUAUGUAUCUCAUCAAAAGAAUCAAAAUCUAAUUAUUUCAAUUAUUUGGAAAAACCCAGGUUUGCUUUGUUGAGCAUUUUUAUUUGCGCUGUGCUUCCAUAUCAGUUUACAUUUGUUAAGUUACAUUAUGAAAUGUAUGUCAUUGGUAUUUAUGAAUGUAUUGAGGCACUGUUAUUUUAAUGCACUAGCUAACACUGAACAAAUCUUAAAUCAGAAGUAAACAAUAUUAUGUUGAUCUGAUUUUCUUUUUUUCUGUAAGUUUAUCUGUAACCGGGGGUGAAAAUGAAGGGAAAUUCAAACAAAAAUGAAAUUCUUAAAUUGUGUUAUUUUGUAUCGGUAAAUAAUAUUUUUACCAUUUUAUAGUCGGUCUGCAUAUUAGAAUUAUUCAAGGGAAUUUCUUUUUAGCCAAACAGUGAUGCCACAUUAUCAAAAUUGAAUGAAGAGUGAAAGCGAUUUUAUUUGCCAAAAUAUUAGUUUGAAAAAUAUAACUAAAUUAGACUUAUAUUUUUUGCUUAGACUAUGAUAUUGUACAGUAGCAAUUUCAUUUUUCUUUUUGUGCAUUCAUUAUUCAACAUUAUUUGUUCAUUGCUUUCAAUUAUCUCUCUGUCACGUCGUGCAAUAUUAGUAGUAUUAUGUUUACUAACUCAAUACGUUCUUGCAUACGUGUAUUUUUUAAAAGUAAUUUUAGAAGUAGAUCAAACUCAUCUUGCACAAAUCAUAGUGAUUAUUUGCAAUUUUGUUUGGGUUUUCCUUUUUAUUUUGGAAGAGAAUUUUUUCUCCUUGUAGGUAGUUUUUUUUUUUUAAGUUUGGGAAUCAUUAUCAAUACCAGCUUUACAAUAUUUAUUGUUGUUGUAAUUAUAAGUUUUAUAUAUUUUUUAUUGUCUUUGGAACUGCACCUGGUGAUUUCAUGUGAGAAAACAAAUCCAUAAAAGCCUGAGAAGAAAACAAGAACCUUUUAUCAUCAUUUGUACAUCUUUUAUCAUGUUUUAAAGGGAUAGUUCAUCUUAGAACUUCCCAAAAUUAAAUUUUAUUAUUAUGUAAUCUUGCAUGACUCGGAUAUUAUUUUUACAUCUCGAACCGCCCAUUAUCAUCAUCACCUGAAAGGCCUAGCUUGGUCUGGAACCAGACAUUGCACUAGAUUUAUCAUCGAAAUUCCUCCCAUCAUAAAAAGAUUGAGGAAAAUAUUAUGAUGAUAUUGAUGAUUCUCGUAAUUUUGAACUAAUCAAAGCUUUUAAUUCAUGCAAUUGUUUCAAAAUCAUACAUUGGGGUAGUAGAUAUGUGGGAUCAUUUAUUUAUGGGACAAUUUUGUCACAAUCUACGUUCAAUUCUUUUAUGUUCUUUAAUCAGGGUUGUGUUCAAUUUUUAUUUAUAUCAUGAGUAACUUGCCACAAUUAUUACUUUUUUUUUCUUUUCUGAAAUUAUGUAGUAUUGCCGAUGGAAAAAGAAUGUUGCAAUCCACGUGUGUUCUGGGUAAUUUCUUUUCUUCACAAUUUGGUUUUGUGUGUGAGUGUGAUUAAAUUAUAUAGAACUUUUAUAUCAGGAAAAGCAAGUUUCAAUUUUAUUGUUUGAUAAUUAUUGUCAUAAUAAAACCAUUUUUUGUGAACAAACAUUACUCUUAAUUUUUGACAAGAUACCAUCAGAAGUUAUCUAAAAUAUGUCCAGGAAAUGAAUUUUCAGGUUUAUAGACAUGUGUACACAUUGGGUUUGACUUAUUAUUUUUUUAGAUGUAGAUUAUUUGUUAAUUUUAUGCGAAAAAAAUUACAGUCCCAAAAUGAAAAUCACUUCAGUUCAAAGCGUUUUUAUUUGUUUUUAAGAAGUACUUUAUGUUUAGGAUGUAAAAUGUAUUAUACCAAGAUUUUAUUUUUCAUUUUUAUCUAGGACUACUGAUUAAAACUGGUAAGAAUAAUGUAUUAUUACUGUUCAAAGUAUUUUCUAUGUGAUGGUUAUGUAAUUUAUCAUACAUGAUUUAAAGAGACGGUUCGAUCAAACUUGUUUGUAGAAUGUAUGUUGUACCUCUUAGAUCCAUGAAUAUUAUUUGGUAUACAUAUAUUUUUUGUAAGUGCAUAGUUUUUUUUUUCUAAAAAGAAGGAGUACUGAUCAAGAAGAAAAGGUUUUGAAGUUAUUCUAUUACGUUAUUAUCCAGUGAUUUUCCUUAUUAUAUGAUAGUAAUGUUGAUCUACAUCUCAAUAUAUAUUUAUUCUUACUAAUCAUGAUAGAGACUUACGGUGAUUUCUAUUUUGCGUACAACAAACUUCACAUCAGGUAUGACCUAUAUUUAUUCAUCACAAUACAAUAUGUUGGGAAUAAAUUUGAAUAUCCAUGCAUUUAUUUAUCGCAAAACAAUAUUAAGGGAAUAAAUCUGAAUAGCUAUUUAUUUAUGCUAAAAUCUGUCAAAGAAUGUAUGGAUGGUAUGUACUCUAAAAGUUAGGAAAUAUGACUAUGCCUUUACCUAUCCUGACUACAGUUCUCAAUUGAUAGGUCAGGCAAGAAAGUGAAAGGCGAUAACGAACAAACACUUGAAGAGCCAUGUGACCUCAAAGUGUAUCAUUUUAGCACCAUUUUUUCCCCUUUUUGUAUUUGGUACCAAAGAAAUAUUUGGUAACCGUGUAUUAUUGUUAUUCAUAUCAUUGUCUCGCAUGCUUUGUACACUUACACAAAAUCGUAUAGUGCAAGUAAGAACUAAAAAAAAAGAAGAAAAAACAUUGUACAGUAUAUUGUAGUUAAGAAUAAUACUUCGUUCAACCUUUGUAAGAAACUCGUUGGGAAAUAAAUGAUAAAGCAAAAUGUA